GUGGCACGAUACAUCCUUUACGACUGCCUUGGUCGGCGCCGCCUUGCGAUCCACACAUUUCUGACGCUCUGGUAUACGAUUAAUAGUAGUCAACACUCAAUGGUCCGAGGCGCACAUGUUCCAGAGCCACGGGCGCCCAGAUUUUAAUGUUGCUUUGUAGCUGCAAGCCAAUAAGUCCAAACGAAAACAACCCUACGCAGGGUAGCUGAACUAAAUUACUAGGACCCAGCCGACGGUCUACCCUACCUCCACUACCCAAAACCAACAAUCACUUCCGCCCCCUGUCGGCCGCCCGCCCGCGCGACCACGUUCCUGCCGGGCAACUAAUUACUACCAGUCCACCACACAUCUUCGCCUCCAAUUCAACAGCCACGUUACUCCUGCCAUCGUCAUAAUAAGGUAUUCACGCGAAGAGUGGUGCGGGGCCUCUAGGGCUGACAAGACAGCGGUUCAGCAACCACCUGUAAUCCCAUGAGCCCCCGUCUUGCCUCGCUCCCGCAAGAAUGGACAAUGAGCCUGCCUCGUCCAAGCGAGGACGUUUUAUGGGAAAACUGUUUGGAAAACCCGAACGUAAAGCUUCCAAUCCAGACCCGCCUGCCGGUCUAGGUAAUGACCUGAACGACUUCUUCCGCCGUCCCUCCGACCUGCCUGUAUCUCCAGGUCACCAGCCUCAACCCCCGCCAGGCUCAGGCCUACCGAUACUCACCAAACUCGACACUUCGAGCGCCUCCCGAUACCCCAACGCCCUCAACGUCACCUCUUCACAACAGAGCUUACUACCGCGUGUGCCAAGCUCUCGAGGGAGGAGUAGGAAAGGUCUUGUCGUUCGAUUCGUUGACACGUUCCCGACCGUCAUUGGUGAGGGUGGUGACGAAUGCGAUGUACCAACAGCGGAGAUCUCGAGAAGGAAGCUCCGGUCCACCCCUUCACCAGUCCCUCCGCCGAGGUCCCCUCUCCGCACACCCGAGAAUUACGAUCAGUAUCGGCCACCCAACGAUGCGCCACGUCAAGCCACCAAUGAUGACUUUCGACCUGGUCCGCUGCGGCGUGUACAGACUGGUCAUAGCAGUCUCCUGGAGCCAUCUGCAGAAGCCCCGCGGUCACUGCCUGCCGGAACGGAGACUUUGUCUAGAUAUCUCGAGAGCCCAGUCGUAAACAAGGAUGAGAACCGAAGAUCCUUCAUCGAGGUGCAGCAAGCCCAGAUGCGCCAGGCCGAAGGCAGAGCCCUGGCCCAGGCAUAUCGCUCAGCAAGCGCAGGGAUGCAGCCAGAGGUCGAGGAUAACGGUCACUGGAGGCCAUCGCAGCCAAACCCAUCACCGCCACAAAGCCGCACGCAGACAUUGUCCCCUGAUCCACCUCAGCCACCAGCACCACCGCCUCAUGCAUCUCCUCUGCUUCCUCACGCCUCUCCUCUGCCUCAACCAUCUCCCCUGAUCCAGCCUUCUGAUCUUUUUGCUGGCGAAUCUCCUGAUCUGAGAAUGCGCUCCUUCAACAACUCCCCCGAGCAGACCGAGCGCCGCCACGUACGACAACCGGGGAUGGACCAAAGCCCAAUUUCUGCUUACUCGGCCGGAUCGAGCUAUAUGCAAUCUGCAGGCUCCGCGAGGCAGUGGAAUCGACCACCACCCGAAUAUCGCACCGACUCUCCUCCUUCGCCCACAAAGCCUGUGGUACCUAUUGCGCAGCCUUACGAUGACGAUGCGUUGCAGGAAUUUGCCGCUCGGUCACGCCAUUUAUUUGCGCUCUUCCGUCUCCACUCUGACGCUGUGAGACCCCUAAUGUCCUCUUCAUCAGAUAGCCUGGUCCGAGCAGCCACAUGGUGGUUUCUGAAGGGGAGGAUGGCUUUGGAAACGGCCGUGCGUGGCGACAGUCCCAAGCUGCCCAGCCCUUCGCAGACCCAGGAGAUUAUGAAACAACAAGCAUAUGCAGAUCUUGCCAAGGCAUACUGGAUCACAGAAGAGAUACUGCCAGAUAUAAUGGCCAACCAUCCAGGUCCUUACGACGGCGAGGUUGAUGAGGUGCGAAAGACUUUGGGCCAAAACCUGCGGAAACUCUCAAUGUCAAUGAAGCGGAAUGGAUUUUUACCUCCUGAAGAUGCGGUGCUGCCGCAGACCCUAAAACUUUCGGUUUGGGUGGACUAUCCCCAAGUGAGCCAAGACAUUAUAGCGCUCCUGCACGGGUCUUCUGGAAGCUCCCUUGCGGCGCCUCAACUGCAGACCUCACCCCGAGAGAUACUGGAAGCCUUACCCCUAGGAGACACUACGGAACACUUUACGUACGGCAGGAUUGCUUCUGACGUGUUUUUGAUGGAGCAAGGCAUGGAAAACCAGCAGUUUGCCUUUCCUUGUUUGUUGUCAAUGGUUCGACAUCAAAAAUCUACAUCAUUAAUGCUGGUGGUAGCAAGCCAGAACGGUGCAAUCCAACUCAAAGUACAAAACAGCAAAGACGUCGGGCCAACGUGGGAGGACGUUCGUUGGCGCAACGAGGCUUGUGCUCUCGAGAUCAAACUUCCCAGGGGCUUCAUUCUCGCCAUCAGAAUGUCGGCAGCAGACUACCGCAUGCUCUGGAGCAUGUACGACUUUGGCGAGAAGGUGCAAUCAACACUUUAUCCCCGCAAGGAUGAAAUGGCGGUAUUCCAUACAACUUUGAAGUCGUUUCAAUAUUUCGAUUCAGAUCCAGGUUCGCGGCAGUUCCCCAAAGAGGCUGUGCCGAGUUGCCAAAUUUGUCUUUUUGAGAGGAUAGCGAGAGAAGGGGCAGCUACAGGGCCCAGAUCGUACCACCGAGGCUUCCGCAUCGCCGUCGUCACUGGCACCAGGACGAGGACUAUGAGUGGUGUGAAUCAUGCCUACUUGCCUGCUACACCAAUUCAAUUUGCUUUCCUAAAAGACGACAAGGGCACACCGGCUCUUUUGCUAAAGUUCGAGAAUGGGCAGAGCAAAGGCAGAAUGGUCAUGUCAUUCAAUGACGAGAGGGACAGGACCAAAUUGCACAGCAUGCUGCUUGGUACCAGGGUCGGCAAUGAUGAGAUGAUCUGUGCCGAUGUUCCACUGAAGGCGUAUACGGUAUCACAACGACUAGCCGACGAAGAGGGUAUAAAAUGCAUUAGCCAGCUGCCGUGGAAAGGCGCCAAGGUCAUCAAUGUGGGAGACGACAGCGAGCCACCAUCUACGGUGCUGGCUGAGAGACUGAGGGUGAUUGUUGACUUCAACCACGGUGUCCUCAACGACAGAAUGAACUUUGCGCCUGGUGAAUUCAAGAUCAGGCUCGACAUCCGCGACGAGUGCCGGUUAAGGGUAUUGCGGCCGCCACAACAAGACUUGACGGUGGCAGUGUCGGAGGGGGACGUAUCCAGGGACUUACCAAGGGAAUUGUCGGAGGCUAUGCAGGUUAUUCAAGCAUCGCAGACGAUUCGGACAUUCCACUUUGGCGACAAGAAAGACCUGCACGCUUUCCAAGAGGCCAUUACAGGCUUCAAGGUUCUCUUUGACGGUACUGCAAUGUCGUUUGGGAUCUCGCGAAGACGCAUGGUUGUUCCGAUCCAUAAGAAAUGGGAGGCGGGUGCAACACGCAUCCAAGUGGUGCAACAGGAGAAGGUCACGCAACUGCUGGCAUUUUUCGAGGACUGGCAUCACGGACACAGCAUGGGAUUCGUGCUCAAAGGCACCGAUGUUUUUGAGGCUGUUGGCCGCGGUAGCAAAUCAGGGAUCAAGAUUGACGAUGCCAAGUUCCCACUGCCACGCAUAUCAGAUGAAGGUGCUUCGGCAGCAGGCGAUGACGCUUCCUUUGUUUGCCUGGACCACCCUGAUCUCCCUGGAGAGCACGACGACAUCACUAUUUACUUUGCGUCGGAAGCUGAUCGAGACAAUCUCAGCGCAUGUCUGCCAGCACCGGUGAAGAACUCCAAAUUAUCAUCUUUGAGGAUGAAAUAAGGAGUAGUAACCUUGUGGUCACCAGAGUUUUGAAUUUUUGUCAAGGGGGAAACGUAAGUACAUACGUAGCGUCUCCAGGUUGCGGAUAUGCAUCUUAUACAGUCUAGAAAGAUGAAACCACUCAGGAUAUAUAUAACGAGAGAUCGCGCUAUUUUGUUUGGAGGGAAAGGGCAACCGAGGUUGCAUUCAUGCAUAGCGAUAGAUACCCGUAGCGGGUUUUGAUGAUUUGUAGCAACUUACCUAGAGAUUCAUGGAGUUGAAACAAGAGGUUUGGAUGAAAGAUGAAAGACUGUCACUUUCUCAUUUUUGCACUCGGUCACCUAACG
Molecule: messenger RNA, 4255 nt
Organism: Pyricularia grisea
Lineage: Eukaryota; Fungi; Ascomycota; Sordariomycetes; Magnaporthales; Pyriculariaceae
Exons: 2
Coding region: 504-3929 (1141 amino acids)
Source: RefSeq, a predicted model, not a curated record